UGUCAUGGGAAGAAGAUUCAGCUUAAAGAUUGCCACUGCUUGAAUGAUGAUUGGUUGAUUAGUUUAGGAAAACACCACCCUGAAUGUUUCACUCUUGAUCAUUGCCAUGAUAAAAAUCAGAGAAUUUCUGAGGUUGGGCUAAAACAAUUCUUCCAGCACUGUGAAGGAUAUCUUAAGGAACUGAAUAUAAAAAACUGCAGUGGUUCUGGAUAUAAAGGGGACAGCGUUCUACUUCACGCAAGCACCUUUUGCCAUAACUUGGCAGUUGUAGAUAUAAGUUGGACAGGAGCUACUGAUUUUGGACUCAAUUCCCUGGUUAAAGGUUGUAGCAGUUUACAGUGUUUUUCUGCUAAUGGAUGCCAGAUUACCAAUGAGUCAGUAAUGGCCUUGAUUGGAAAACAUGGAAAAAGCCUUAAGAAACUGGAAAUAUUUGGUUGUCAAGCCAUUACUGACAAAUGCUUGAAAUCAAUUACUACUAAAUGUCCAGGUCUAGAGGUUUUGAAUAUUGGCAGACUUCAUAGAAUCUCUCAGUACUGUUUAGUGAAAAUGGUAAAUUCAUUGCAAAAACUUACUAGCCUCAAUGUCACAGGCCUUGAAAUGAUGAGGGAUUCUCUAGUACAUUGUAUUUUGAAGAAGUGUCCUAAACUGGAUUGUUUGGUUCUUAACUCGUGUGCUCACAUAACCGACAUCAGUCUACUUGAAAUUAGCUCUUAUCUGCCAGGUAUCAGGUACCUUGAUGUUAAUGGAUGUAAAGACGUGAGUGAUAUUGGAGUUCAAGCUUUGGCAAGGAAUUGCCAUAAACUUUCUUAUCUUGAUUUGAGUUCCACAGCAACAAGCAAAAGAGGGGUUUGCUUAUUGGCUAAUUUCUGCUUUAAUAGCUUAGAGUGUCUGAAGCUUAAUUACUGCAAGAAUAUCUCUCUAGAUGCAGUUGCAAAACUAUGUAAAAACUGCAAAAGACUGAGAAUGCUUCACUUAUAUGGUUGCCGCUUUAUACUUGAUUUGGAAUCCAUUACAAAAGUUAAUAAAACUGUUAAAAUAUUUCAUAACCUGACAAUUGGAACUGUGAAAUUGUUAACUGAAUGAGAACUCUGCCAAAUCUUUUAGCAGUUGCUAAUGAAUAGUUCAGAGUUUUACUAUGUUUUUAUGUGGUUAAAAUGUAGAAAGUAUUAUCCAAUACUUCCUAUUUGUGAUACUUUGUCAUCUGUGGAAUAGUCAAAAUGAAGAAAAUCUUGUUAGAGCUGUUUUCAAGAUAUAUUUCCAGUUUAUUUGAUGAUAUAAUUACCAUCACCAAAUUUAAAUGACACGAUGUUCUCAGAAGAUCUAACCUCUCUAGAUAUUGGACAUUUAAAUUAGAGCUGCAUUCUGACUGAUAUCUCUUUUUAAACCAAUACCUACGUAAUAUAUUUUGGAACAAAACCUUCUUUUGCUUUUUUAUGCUGAGAGCUCUGCCUUCACUGCUUGCACUAUGGCUCAUAAAAAUAAAUCGUCUUUUGUUGAAUGCUU
Messenger RNA from Protobothrops mucrosquamatus (brown spotted pit viper), 1503 nucleotides. RefSeq names its product F-box/LRR-repeat protein 7. The record is from RefSeq and is a predicted model, not a curated record. The coding region runs from base 382 to 1083 and encodes 233 amino acids. The transcript is spliced from 9 exons. Gene Ontology annotation, cellular component: SCF ubiquitin ligase complex. Gene Ontology annotation, molecular function: protein binding. Gene Ontology annotation, biological process: SCF-dependent proteasomal ubiquitin-dependent protein catabolic process. Lineage: Eukaryota; Metazoa; Chordata; Lepidosauria; Squamata; Viperidae.